AUGGGCAUCAUUACCGACGGCUGCCUCCUUGUGCUGAAGGCCUUGCCGGUGAUCGCGCUGCUGGCCAUCCUCCUGGGAGAGGUGGUGCUCCGGCGCCACCGGGCCCGGCACCCCGGACGCCCAGCGGCCACCCUCUGCGGGGGCCACGAGUACGAGAACCGCUUUGUCAAGCUGCGCGACGGCCGCCAGCUGUGCUUCUGCCUGCACGGCAACCAGGACCCCUCGGCCGGCGCCCGAAUUGUCGCCCGCCCUCCUCCCAGACGCUGA
Molecule: messenger RNA, 267 nt
Organism: Fonticula alba
Lineage: Eukaryota; Rotosphaerida; Fonticulaceae
Exons: 2
Coding region: 1-267 (88 amino acids)
Source: RefSeq, a predicted model, not a curated record